Letharia columbiana is the source of this 423-nucleotide messenger RNA. RefSeq lists its product as uncharacterized. Bases 1 to 423 code for a protein of 140 amino acids. NCBI's taxonomy places the organism in Eukaryota, Fungi, Ascomycota, Lecanoromycetes, Lecanorales, Parmeliaceae. The record is from RefSeq and is a predicted model, not a curated record. The transcript has a single exon.
AUGUCACACCAAGAACUUUCCGCUGCUCGCGUCUGCAAGCAAUUCAUGAUAGGCCAACCGUUGACGGCAAACGGCGGUGGAAACAUUUAUUAUCUAAAUCAAGGGAGAAACUUCACAGAGUUUUCAAUAAGAGAUGUUGAAACCUCGUCAGGGUACUGUCGACACAGCAAGCCUGAGUCCUCUUGCAACGCCGAAAAGUACGCUGAGGCUGAGGGCGCAAGAGAGCCAGUGCUAGGUGCUACACUGCUUGCAUGUGGAAGCCCUGGGGCUAAUGUACAAUGUUCCUUAUUGACAAGUAUAAUACUAGAGGCUAUGCAAAAAGACCGUUUCGGUAAUUACAAUACCAAUCGCUAUCAACAUGCACCCACGAAUGACCGCCAAGCGCCAGCUAUGCAAGACAAGACGCCUAUUUAUCCUAAAUGA